GGGGGCGUGAGGUGUCCAAGAUGGCGGCGCCCUGUGGAGUGCAGCUACUCUGAUAGGAACUCUGUACCUGAUUACCAUUGGUUCUAAUCCCCUGUGAGGCACUUCAUACCUUUAAACCAGGACUUUCCCUCCUGCCCUACAUUAAAACAUCUGCUCUUGCCAGUGGGUUAACAAAUGCAUGAGAUUUCGGUGCCUGGAGACUGUACAGGCGGGUGGCCCUGGGACCCCCCCCGGCAGGGCAGCAAGCUGUGAGAGUGACGAAAGUGACCCCCCCUCCUCCCCCCUCCCCGGCCCCUGAGCCUGGGACAGACGCCCCUCGACUCCAUGGCUCGGGAGCAGCCCAACGUGGGGGAACUCCUCCCACUCCUCGAAUCCUCGGACCUGCGCCAGCUGGAUGAGAUCAAGGCUCUCAUUAAUGAGCAGCUCAGCACAGAGCGCGGCUCUGUGCUGCUGAACAGUCUGGUGGAUUAUUACCUGGAGACCAACUCCACCGAGGCCAUGCAAAUCCUAACCUCCGUGAGGGAGCCCCACGACAAGCACCUCCUGGAUAAGCUGAACGAGUGCAUGGUCAGACAGGCCAGCCGGCUGCCCACUCUCACCCUGCUGGGUCACGUUGUCCGCAAGCAGCCCUCCUGGAUCCACAAGAUCGCCCGCUUCCCCCUGCUCCUCUCGCUGCUCAAAUGCCUCAAGACGGACACAGACGUCGUGGUGCUCAUAACUGGAGUCCUGGUGUUGAUCAUCCUGCUACCCAUGAUCCCUCAGGCCGGCAAGCAGCACCUGUACGAGUUCUUCGACAUCUUCGGCCGCCUGGCCGCCUGGAACCUGAAACACCCAGGUCAAGUGUCGGAGGUGUACCUGAUCCACCUGCACGCCAGCGUGUACUCGCUCUUCCACCGGCUCUACGGCAUGUACCCCUGCAACUUCGUCUCCUACCUGCGCUCCCACUACAGCAUGAAGGAGAACAUGAGCACCUUCGAGGAGGUGGUCAAGCCUAUGCUGGAGCACGUGCGGAUUCACCCGGAAUUAGUGACUGGAACCAAGGACCAUGAGCUGGACCCCACCAGGUGGAAGAAGUUUGAGAUCCACGACAUCGUCAUCGAAUGUGCCAAAGUGUCACUCGACCCCAAGGAGGCAUCCUGUGAGGAGGGCUACUCCAGCAUGCCCGAGCACUACUCCGCCCACCUGCAGCUCCGCCCCCUGGAGUGCGCUGCCAGCCCCUACACCGACUUCCACAGCAGCUACGGAAGCUCCUCCUCCACGCCGUUCUACACGCCACGCCAGCCGCUGCCCCUGCCCCCGCCCCCGCUCUCAGGGACACAGCCCCCCCACCGCAGCCCCCAGACCUCCCAGCGCCAGGCCCUGACCUUUGACCUCAGCUCCUCCGGCGGGGGGAAGGAUCCUGUCUGGAGCCCCUCCUUCGUCUGCGGCAUGAACACGCCCCCCUCCUCGCGGGGCAUCUCGCCCACCAACGCCCCCGAGCUAUCCCAGAGUGCCUCUCACUUUCCCGGCCGCGUCCACAGCACACCCGCGGGAGGGAAAGGGACGCCUUCCUCCAGCACCCCGGCGGCCUCGUCCCCCCACCCCACCCUCUCUGAAGAGUUUGUGCACAUCUCCCUCCCCUCCAACACCGCCAGCCCCCCUCGCAAGGAUGGCAGACCUGCAGAGUCCUCCAAGCCUUGCCUGGUGAGACAGGAGCCAAUCAGAGAGCUAGAGAAAGGCAGCAGUGUGGAGGCCAACAACAGAGGUAUCAUCUGUGAGAAUGUGACCAUGACCCUGACGGAGCUGUCGGUCUACAUCAAAGAGCAGGAGCUGGAGCUGCAACAGAGGACAGAGACGGAGCGAGAGGACGCCCUCGCAGAGGAGCUGCGGAAGAUCACCGAGGACAAGCUGGAGCCCUCCGUCCAGCGGGGGUUCGACUCGCCCUUCUACCGCACCACCGAGACCCUGACAGGCAACCAGGAGAAGCCGUCGCCCGCCCGAGACCCCCACAACGCGGCAUCCACGCCCGACAAAGCGGAGGGGCUGCCGGGGGGGGUGUUCACCCCCAUUGACUACCCGGCGACGGAGCGGUACCCCCGCAGCCCCACCGCGGCCGAGGAGGAGGGGGGCGCCGUGCUGGGCAAGUUCGGCCUCUUCUCCCCGAGCCCCUGCAAGGCCCCCGCGCUGCCCUACGACUGCCUGUUCGACCUGGCGCUGCCCAAGGCCGCCACCCUGUUCGUGGGCCGCAGGACCGCCGAGGCGGUGCGGAAGGUCAGGGAGGAGCUGCGAUUGGUGGAGGACAGGGAGGCGGAGCUGGAUGCGGAGCGGGAGGGGGCGGCGUCCAUGUCCCCCCUGGAGGUGCUGGAUCGCCUCAUUCAGCAGGGGAGCGACCUGCACCACAAAGUGCUGAAGAGAUUACCUUUGCCAAGCAAGUCGGCUGACUGGACACACUUUGGAGCAGGCUCCGCCCCCUUGGACGAGCUGGACAUUCUGCGCAGUCAGCUGCUCCUGCUGCACAACCAGCUGCUGUAUGAGCGCUACAAGAGGGAGCAGCACGCCGUCCGCAACCGCCGUCUGCUGCGGCGCAUCAUCAACGCCACUGCGCUGGAGGAGCAGAACAGCGCCAUGAAGGAUCAGCUGAACCUGCAGAAUGUGGAGAUCCUGUCUCUGAGGGAGAGCUUGCAGGUGGAGCAGCAGAGGUACAGGCAGCUGUGGGAGGACCGGGAGGCCGUGGUCAACCGGCUCCACAACCAGAACCGGCAGCUGCAUCAGGGCCGCGACGAGUACUACACCAAGACCCAGGAGCUGGAGAGCAAACUUCAAGAGUGCCAGAAGAGGAUUGGGGAGCUGGAGGCGGAGCUACAGAAGGCCAAUAACAAGGUGUGCCACAUGGGGCACCAACUCAACCAGCUGUCUGUCAAGUUGACCAGCAGUGAGACCGCCCAGCAGCAGAUGGCGUUUCUCAGCAAGCAGCUGCUGCUCCUGGGGGAGGUCAACACGCUGUGUGUGGAGGAGCUGCAGCACUCCGGAGCUGACUCCAACAAGAAGGUGCAGAUGCUGCACAUGUCUGCGGGGAAGGACCUGGAGAGGAUGCGGCAGAGCCUGGUGCAGCAGGGCCAGCGGCUGGAGGCGGCGCAGCAGCGAGUGGCCGAGCUGGAGACCCAGCUCACCAAGAAGGAGCACCUGAUCGUGGAGCAGAAGCUCUUCCUGGAGGACGUCAAGGGCCAGGCCAGGGCGGAGCUGCAGGCCUCGGAGGGCAGGUACCAGGCGCAGAGGCAGGUGACGCAGGCACUGCAGACUGAGCUGCUCCAGCUGUACAGCCGACUGGAGACCAAGUGUCCUGCUGCUGGGGUCUCCGUGCCACCAGGGGGCGCCACUGAGCCCUGCGGGCCCCCGGACACCAGGCCAGAAGGUGGCAGCAGCUCAGCACUGGACGGGCAGGUGACGGCAGGCGUCCAGGAUGGAGUGGUGGACGGAGGUCUGUCCGACUCUCAGACGAGCAACAGUAGCACUUUAUCGCCCGGGAAACCGCAGGCCCCCCCGAUGUCAAACUCCAUCAACGGCAGCCGGGAGCUCCCCCCUCCCCUGCUGGAGCCCCCCGUGCCCCGCCACGCCUCCUCGCCCGCGGGGGCCCCGGGGCCCGCCGACGUCCCGCUCACCGUGGGCUCCUACCCCAGCGCCAAGAGCUUCCUGGGCAUGCAGGCCCGCGAGCUGUUCCGCAACAAGAGCGAGAGCCAGUGUGAGGAGGACGCGCCCCGGCUGGCCGGCCUCUCCCAGGGCCUGAAGACCGAGCUGUGCGUGGAGCCGGCCGCCAACGCCGGCCCCGCCCCCGCCAGGGGCCCCGCCCGCGCCACGCCCGCCAAGGAGGCCCAGCCCGACGCGCAGCAGAGGGCCAACAACCGGCACGCGGCCGGCGGAGCGGGCGGGGCCGGGACGGGCGGCAGCGGCGGCGUGGGCCAUGUGCAGCAGCGGCAGCAACAACUACGCAUCAUGGACUACAAUGAAACGCAUCAGGAGCACAGUUAAACAGAGACACAGAGCCAGAGAGACAGGGCUGCAGUGAGGGCGGGAAGAGAGGAGGAGGAGGAGGAAGACCAGACUUUUUCAGUUCAGUGUUAUUAUUCCCAUUCCUUGAUUGGACAACAGGAUUUGAGCCUCCGUUCAUUUACCCCGGGCAAAUCUAGAGAAAA
Megalops cyprinoides (Indo-Pacific tarpon) is the source of this 4169-nucleotide messenger RNA. It is a transcript of the gene tsc1b, whose product is annotated as TSC complex subunit 1b. Gene Ontology annotation, biological process: negative regulation of TOR signaling; negative regulation of cell population proliferation; regulation of cell cycle. NCBI's taxonomy places the organism in Eukaryota, Metazoa, Chordata, Actinopteri, Elopiformes, Megalopidae. The record is from RefSeq and is a predicted model, not a curated record. Bases 325 to 4005 code for a protein of 1226 amino acids. Gene Ontology annotation, cellular component: TSC1-TSC2 complex. The transcript is spliced from 23 exons.